AUGUCACGACCCACGACCGGCCAAACGGCCGUAAUACAGUCAAAGACCACACCCCCACGACUCGGCCUCCCAUUGGUCGUUGCCCAAUCUCGGCCUCUCCCGCAAUUGCCCACUCCUCACCAUGUGCUCAUACGCGUUUUGGCUGUCGGACUCAAUCCGACAGAUCACAAGAUGGUUACCCACUUCUUCAUGCAGGGAAAUACUGCUGGGUGUGACUUCUGCGGCAUCGUCCAGGAAGUCGGGCCCCAAUCAAGCCUUCAUCCUGGCGAUAGAGUUGCUGGCGCCGAUUUCCCAUAUCGACCCAGUAAUCCGUAUAACGGCGCAUUUGCUGAAUACGCCACCGCUGAUUCGCGCCAUGUUCUCAAGAUUCCAGCCCACGUGUCAGACCUACAGGCUGCUGCCAUAGGUGCCAUUGGAUGGGGUACAGCUGCUUUGGCCAUCUCGGAUCCCGACGCCUUGAAUCUCCCCGGGCUACCGUCCGCCCCUGCGGAGAAAUGCAUCCCUGUCUUGGUCUACGGUGGGGCUACUGCUACUGGCAUCAUGGCUAUUCAGAUGUUGAAACUCUCCGGCUACGCUCCCAUCGCCGUCUGUUCUGCCAGAUCAGCACCAUUAGUCAUGGGACUCGGUGCAAUUGGCACAGCCUCUUACACAUCCUCAACCUGCGCCCAAGAUAUCCAAAAACUCGCCGGCGGUGCGAGCAUCAAGCAUGUACUCGAUUGCAUAACGGAUGCCGAAUCUGCGGCCAUAUGUUUCGGCUCAUUGGCGCGCAUUGGCGGCCGUUACGCCUGCCUCGAGGCUAUUCCAGAUGCCUGGCGUACGCGUCGAUCCGUGGCGGUCAAGGUCGUAAUGGGCUUUGAGGGGCAAAACUUCGAUGUUGAUCUAGCCCAUCCUGUCUACUCACGCAAAGCUAACCCGGCUCUGCACGCGAUUGCCACAACGUGGGCCCGUGAACUGCAGCCGUUGCUAGAUAGCGGGCGUAUCACCACACAGCCUGUUCGGGAGAUUGGGGGCCGUUUUGACGGCGUAAUUACCGCGCUUGAGAUGCUGCAGAGUGGUGAAUCUCGUGGUGAGAAGCUCGUUGUAAGAAUCUCCGAGGAACAAAGCGAAGUGUGA
This is a messenger RNA of Dothidotthia symphoricarpi CBS 119687, 1113 nucleotides long. Its product is annotated as GroES-like protein. The transcript has 2 exons. The record is from RefSeq and is a predicted model, not a curated record. Gene Ontology annotation, molecular function: oxidoreductase activity, acting on NAD(P)H. Bases 1 to 1113 code for a protein of 370 amino acids. Lineage: Eukaryota; Fungi; Ascomycota; Dothideomycetes; Pleosporales; Dothidotthiaceae.